Messenger RNA from Symbiodinium pilosum, 1107 nucleotides. The record is from the annotation of a GenBank genome assembly. Lineage: Eukaryota; Dinophyceae; Suessiales; Symbiodiniaceae.
AUGGUUUCAACCUUAGAGGCAUGCCUUGCUGAGAUUACGGCUCCAAAUCCCUGGGUUGGAGCCAUCAUCGUCGGCGCUGACGGCAGCGUGCUGGGCGAGGGAUUCCACAAGGGCCCUGGCUGUCCACAUGCGGAGGUGGAAGCCUUUCGGGAUGCCGAGGCCAAAGGCGUCUCGGACUUCUCCAGAGCUACGAUUUUCAGCACCUUGGAGCCAUGCCACCGUGGCCCUGGCAAGCGCACGCCUCCCUGUGACGAGCUGGUGGUCUCAAAGAGGGUCAAGAGAUGCGUCAUUGGGCACGUGGACCCUGACGAGAACUUUGGUGGCAUGGGCGUGCGUUUCAUACGGGAUGCUGGAAUCCAGGUAGAUGUGGGCAUCGCGGAGGAGCCGGUGAGGAGAUCUUUCCGAAGCUACUUCCAUCACCGGCGGACGGGAAGGCCUUAUGUUGUCCUCAAGAUUGCGACUAGUUUGGAUGGCCGGGUGGCCUGUGCGGACAAGACUUCUCAGUGGAUCACGCAGGGCCCUGCGCGGCAAGAUGCCCACCGACUUCGUGCGGAGUCGCAAGCGGUGCUUGUGGGCAGCGGCACUGCGCUGGCCGACAGGCCAAGCCUCACAGUCCGCCUGGAUGGGGAGCCAGCACCUGCCAAGCCACCACUGCGCGUGGUCCUGGACUCCCGGGGCCAGGUGACUGAGGGACCUCUCAUGGAAACAGCCGCAGCCUCCACCCUCAUCUUUACAAGUCGCGAGCACUGCUCCCAGCAGGCCAAGAAGAGGUGGCAAGAGUGUGCUGUUGAAUUCUGCGAAGUCCCACUGGUAGAGGACAAGCUGGACCUGAACGCAGUGCUGUCUGCUCUCGGCGCACGGGGGGUACUACAGCUCAUGGUCGAAGGUGGUGCAGUGCUUCAGGGCGAGAUGCUGCAGCAAAACCUGGUGCAGGAGCUACGGAUUUACUUCGGGGCCACAUUGCUUGGAUCUACAGCGCAGGCAUGGGCUCAGACACCUUUGACCUCCACCAUCAAGGAGGCGCGCUUCUGGACGCUACGGGAGCUCCGGCGAGUGGGCAAUGACGUUUGUCUGGAGUACGAGCGCUCUGACGACUCUGGUGCUUGA